GGCCCUCCCACCGCCACCACUCGCAGGCUACCAGCAGUCGUGAACACACGGCCUCGCUUGUUCCCAGCAAUCGUUAUCGUUACUAGCUCAUUUGUGUCCGCGCAUUCGUCGCAAGCACUCGCACCAUGACCGUCACCAGCAAAAUGAACAGUGUCUCCCGCCAGUCGGUGCUGAGCCGCCUCGGCCCUGGCGGGCUACUUUACGCAGCCAAUAAAAUUUUAGCGGUCGCUGUGCCUGGCAAAGAGGAUGACCGCUGGCGCAAGGAUGAGGGCGCGCUGCUCUUCAAGCGCUGGCGCCGCUCCGGCGCCCAGGCCGAGCCGGCGCCCGCCCCUGCCACCACUGCGCCCAAUGCACAGCCCUCAGACCUCCUCAAGUUCCUAGCUAUUAAUGCAUUGGAGUUAUCAGCUCCCGCUUCGGAUGCGCUGUUGAAGUCCCGCUCCUCGGAGUGGUUUCAACUGUCGGGCCACCCCGGCUCCCUGGCGCCCGCCGGCCCGGGCACGGUGUGGAAGCGCCGCGCCGCCGGCGACCACCCCGCGCACAGCCCCGAGCGCGACACCUACGAGGCCCUCGCCGCCUGCCCCCACAUGCGCUCGGCCAUCCCCAAAUACUACCGUGAACUCGAGUACGGUGGAGAACGCUUCAUCGAACUACAAGACUUGCUCCACGGCUUCCGUGACCCCCACGUCAUGGACAUCAAGAUGGGAACCCGCACCUUCCUCGAGGACGAAGUCAGCAACGCUCGCGCCCGCACCGACCUCUACGAGAAAAUGGUGCGCCUAGACCCCAACGCCCCCACCGAGGCCGAGCACGCCGCCCGCGCUGUCACCAAACUGAGAUACAUGCAGUUCCGCGAACAGCGCUCCUCGUCCGCCGAGCAGGGCUUCCGCAUCGAAGCCGUCAAGCUGCCAGGGGAGCCGCCGCUGACGGACUUGCAGAACGUCCGGGAGCCGCAGCAGCUCGCGGCGACCGUGGCCCGCUUCCUAGGAAAAGAUGAGCGCGCCCGUCGCGCCAUCACCACCCGUCUGCGCGAAAUACGAGACCUUUUCGAGCGCUCGGAUUUCUUCAAGACCCAUGAAAUCGUCGGGAGCAGUAUCUUUAUCAUUUACGACGACGAACGCGUCGGAGCUUGGCUGAUUGAUUUCGCUAAGACGCGACGCGUGCCUGAAGGCACGCAGGUGAACCACCGUUCGACCUGGCAGCAGGGCAAUCACGAGGAAGGUUUCCUGUACGGUUUAGACAGACUGAUUCAGACGUUGGAAACUGCUAGGCUGCCUUCUGAAGGCAGUGAAGCAGCCGAGCCCGACGUGUCGCGUUGAACAGCCAGCGGGAUGACAAUGGACCCGCCCCCGGCGCCGCCGCCGCCGCCGCGCACUCGCGCGCCCCAUGCGCCCGUCUCGACGCACGGAGUUGUUCACAAAAUUUGUAUUUGUGAUUAUUUUGUGAAUAUGAAAGA
This is a messenger RNA of Ostrinia furnacalis (Asian corn borer), 1453 nucleotides long. Its product is annotated as inositol-trisphosphate 3-kinase-like protein. The record is from RefSeq and is a predicted model, not a curated record. Gene Ontology annotation, cellular component: cytoplasm; nucleus. The transcript has 3 exons. Gene Ontology annotation, molecular function: inositol hexakisphosphate kinase activity. NCBI's taxonomy places the organism in Eukaryota, Metazoa, Arthropoda, Insecta, Lepidoptera, Crambidae. Gene Ontology annotation, biological process: phosphatidylinositol phosphate biosynthetic process; inositol phosphate biosynthetic process. The coding region runs from base 126 to 1316 and encodes 396 amino acids.